GCGCUCUGACAAUGAAUGUGCUGAGGACACAUGUUUACAAUGACCGGUGGAUGAGGAAGAAUGGAGCGGGCCCCGAGCAGCGAGUACUUUGCUUCCUGUGCAGAGUGAAGGCAGCUAACAGCAGUCCCUGAAGAGGAGACGAUCUGGAUCCUGCAGAGUCGCAGGAGAAACAUGUAAUCAUUGUUGCGUGACUUAACUCAACUGUACCGAGGACUCGCCUAACCUCUCUGCACACUGCAAAGAAGACAGAGUGAUUGUAAAGACGGUCAGCUCUACUUCAGGAUCCCCUCUCAGAGAUGACUGGUGCCCAGGUCCUGAAAGCUUCGCCCCAGCAGUCAGUAUUUGGUGAGCAGCCUCUGCACAGAAUGACACCCACGUGUAAACUGCCCCGGGGCAUCAUGGGCCCCUCGCCGCCGCCUCAGACCGUCUGGCCUCCCCUGGACUUCGGCUUGGGCGCCGUGGCCUGCUGUGCAGCCUGUGUGUUCACCAACCCUCUGGAGGUCGUGAAGACCCGGCUGCAGCUCCAGGGGGAACUCCGCGCUCGCGGAUCCUACCAGGUCCACUACCGGGGGGUCCUGCAGGCCCUCUGGGUGGUGGGGCGCACAGACGGGCUCCGGGGCCUGCAGAAGGGGCUCUCCGUUGGUCUGAUAUACCAGGCCGUGAUGAACGGCGUGAGGCUGGGCUCCUACUCCUACUGCGAUGCUCUGGGUGUCACCUCGCUCCCCGGGGGCAGCUUGCUGUCCGGGGCGGGCGCCGGCGCUCUGGGUGCCUUCAUCGCUUCCCCUGCAUACUUGGUGAAAACACACCUGCAGGCUCAAACUGUGAAAGCGAUUGCGGUCGGUCACCAGCAUAACCACAUGGGCGUGUCGGAUGCCUUUGUUUCCAUCUAUCGACGGGAGGGGCUGUCUGGUCUCUGGAGGGGGGUGAAUGGGGCCGUGCCUCGCGUCAUGGUGGGAUCAGCUGCCCAACUGGCAACCUUCACCUCCGCCAAGGACUGGGUGUCACGCUCCCAGUGGUUCAGUCCAAACAGCUGGAUGACAGUGCUGAUAGCUGCCAGCAUCAGCGGCGUGGCCGUGGCCGUGGCCAUCACGCCGUUCGACGUCAUCAGCACGCGACUCUACAACCAGCCCGACGAGUUUCGCAGGGGGCGUUUGUACAGCGGACUGUCAGACUGUAUGCUGAAAGUGUGCAGAGCCGAGGGGCCGCUGGGGUUGUAUAAAGGCAUGGGCCCCGUCUUCCUGCGACUGGCCCCCCACACCAUGCUCAGCAUGGUUUUCUGGGACUUGCUGAGGCAGCAGGCAGUGAAACACAACUAGUGCCAA
Molecule: messenger RNA, 1322 nt
Organism: Salarias fasciatus (jewelled blenny)
Lineage: Eukaryota; Metazoa; Chordata; Actinopteri; Blenniiformes; Blenniidae
Product: solute carrier family 25 member 34-like
Biological process (GO): transmembrane transport
Source: RefSeq, a predicted model, not a curated record